Bacillus rossius redtenbacheri is the source of this 3053-nucleotide messenger RNA. RefSeq names its product serine protease snake-like. The transcript is spliced from 7 exons. Bases 15 to 1109 code for a protein of 364 amino acids. Gene Ontology annotation, molecular function: serine-type endopeptidase activity; nucleic acid binding. Gene Ontology annotation, biological process: proteolysis. Lineage: Eukaryota; Metazoa; Arthropoda; Insecta; Phasmatodea; Bacillidae. The record is from RefSeq and is a predicted model, not a curated record.
GUUGGAAGAAGAAAAUGCUGCUUCUUACCUUAAUGUUUGCCACAGUCGUCUGCAGGACGUUAGCGCAGUUUGAAGGGACCGGCUGUCGCCUGCGGGUUCCCGGGGUCGGUGCUUGCCGCGGGCUGCGGCGAUGCGGCGGAACGAGGCUGUGCGCCGGCCUAGAGCGCGGCGUCCCACGACCACCUCCGGGGACCACGAGCGCACGCAUGUGCAGGGAGCACUCUCUGGCGGCGUGGCAGCGAGAAAAGUCACCGGUGCUGCUGUUGGACGACAGCGAAGAGGACGCCACCUACUACGCUCCCAAGUGUGGCCUUCAAGACACGAGCCCUCUCAUCAUCGGAGGCACUCAGGCUCAACUGAAGGAGUUUCCUCACAUGGCUGCAGUUGGUUUUGGCGAGAAGAAUGACUCAAUAGCAUGGGUAUGUGGAGGCGCUCUAAUCAGCGAGUGGUAUGUCCUAACAGCUGGUCACUGUCUUCAAGAUCCCAACGGGCCGGAAGGCGCCAGAUGGGUAUUGCUUGGCGAUCUCACCCUGGGUGGAGACAACCCUUCUACUAGUCGCCAACUGUUGGGCGUAGCUGAAAGAAUCGCGCACCCUCAGUACCGACGCCCUGUCAAGUACCACGAUAUAGCCCUACUGCGGCUGGAGCAGGCAGCUCGCCUGAGCAACGACGUGAGGCCGGCUUGCCUGCAAACCAGGACCUUCAUCAACGCCAGGAAAGUCAUCGCCACUGGUUGGGGCAGGACCUCCGCUGAGCAACCUAUUAGUGAAGACUUAAUGAAGGUGGAUCUGACAUUACAACCGACUUUGCAAUGCCAAAAGGCAUUUAAUAUCACUCUGACUCCAAGCCUGAGGACCACACUUCCAAAAGGAAUCCUUGAGGAAUCCAUGCUGUGUGCUGGUGAAAUGGCUGGAGGAAAAGACACAUGUCAGGGCGAUUCUGGAGGCCCACUACAAGUGCCGAUGGACAAACAUCACUGUAUGUACAGCAUAGUGGGAGUUACGUCUUUUGGAAGAUCAUGCGCUCGGCCGAAUCAACCUGCUGUCUACACUAGAGUAUCAUUUUAUAUACAAUGGAUAGAGAGUUUUGUUUGGAAAUUAUCACUGUAAUGAUUUUCUAUUGAGAAAGUAACACUUCUUAGUUUAACAUAUUGAAAUAAAUUAAAAUAUUGAUUAGUUUUUUAUUUAUUUUCUUCUUCCUUUUGUGAUUGUUCACUAAAUUUCUAUUUAAAAAGAGUAUUACUUCUAUUCUAAUCAGAAAUUUCUGGAAUUUUUUUUAAUAAAACACUAACAAUUGCAGACCUGCCCCCUUCUGCUGUUGGUAAUGAUAAUGUUGAUUGCAUGGGACACUGCUCUGCUUGAUGUGCUGCGCGGGCGUGCUCAGCACGCGCAAGGCUUCAGCCAGUGACCCGACUACUCCUGGACCAUCGAUGCCUUCUCUUCAGGACUUCGCUUCGGCUUCUCCUUCUGCAUCUACUUCGACAGCACCGACCAUGGACAUGGACAGUUUCAUCAGACCUACUAAGACUGCUCAGCGACCCAGGGUGUACCCAGGCCCCUCUGCUGACCCGACUGCACUGACCAAUACAUACGAUUCCCUUUCCAGUCAUCCCGACACUGACGCCGACGAUGCCGACACAGCUGCCUCUCUGGCUUCCGCUCCAUCUGGGAAAACCAAGAGAUUCAAGGCCCACCGCCCAUCUGCUGCCUACCUCGCCGCCUCAAAACUUCCGCCCAUGCCUACCCCUGCUCCUCCUUCAGGCACUCCUGGUCCUGCUCCGGACCCUCCUCAACGCAAGUGCGCCCGCAUGCCACCCAUUGACUGCGAGUAUGAGGCUUGUGAUUCUCCCUUCCUAUCCGCCAAGGACUAUCAGUCUCUCCUCACCGGUCCCAUGACUCCCACCUCCAUCAACUGCAAAGUCAGUUUCUACACCUCCUCCGCCGCCGACCACCAGACCCUCUUCGAGUACCUCGACAGUAUUGGGGCUUAACCCUUUACCUACUUAAGACCGGACGAGAAGACUAACAGGGUCGUCAUCAAGCAACUCCCACUCCAUGUGACUGCUGACCAGGUAAAGACGAGCUGCUCCCCCUUGGUUUUCCUGUAUCCUCCAUCACCAAGAUGAGGGUCUCUGAUACCACCACCACUCAACCUUUCCUUGUUUGCACCUCCAAGCUUGGUGACGCAGCAUCCUUCUGCUGCCUCUGAUCCCUCAGCUGCUAGGUGGUCAAGGUCGAGCCCUAUCGGGGUUCCAGCCGUGUUCCCGAGUGCUACACCUGCCAAACUCGUGGUCACCCCUCCACCCACUGCCGACAUGACCCGGUGUGCUUCAAGUGUGCCGGACCCCACCGAUCCCAUGAAUGCACCUCCUAGACUAUGUUAUGAUGCAACUGCAAGUGACCCCACUAUGCGAUCUCUCCCGACUGCCAGGUCCUUCAGGCCUACAGACGACGACAUCCUCUCUGCACAGCCCCGCCUCGCUCCAAUGCGCCACACCCCACUGUCCCACCUCUCGCUGAUGCUCGCUCCUUCCCCCCUGACUUCCCCUGCCUGGUCCCACCUUGCCCCUCCUCGCGACCCACCCUCUUCUGCCGCCCCUCCAACUGAUGCUUCUUCCGACCUUUCCUACUUAGUCUCCACGUUUAAGGAGCUCCUCCAGCUGCCCUAAAGCACCUCCCACUCACCCAACGUACCCUGACUUCUCUCUCCACUUCACGGACUUCUACUUACAAACUCUGUAUCCUCAUCCAUGCGCUCAUAUCAUUCUUUGACACUACUCCUUAGACUCCCUGAUUUGCCUCCUUGACUUCCGUGCUGCCUUAUCACCGGCACUGCACCCCUUUUACUACAUUGACCUACUUCAGACUUGGCACACCGCCCUAACAAGUAGCUAGACACUCUAGGACUUGACUUCGGAGGGGUUUGGACAUUGUACUUGUUGCCAACUAGGCCUUUUUGCCCAUAUACAGUGUAAUUUGUUCCUUGUAUUUUUUAUAUGUGUAAUAAAUGAUGUAUUUUUGUAGGGGUGUCGGCAAGGGUACUCCACCUUAAAA